AUGUCCUCUGCUCAUGAUGCCACCACCAAGAUCUCCAUCGACAAGUUCGACGGCGACAACUACGCGACGUGGAGCCGCUACAUGCGUGGCGUGUUCCUGACCAAGUCGGCGUGGCACGUGGUGAACCGGGAGACCACCCCCACCUUCGCCGAUCCUCGCGCCAGUGACGACUACAUCAAGACGAACAACAUUGCGUUCGGCUUGAUGCUGCUGCACAUGAGCGCGGAUUAUCAUCACGUGGUUGAUGACUGUGAAGAGGCGUGGGUCGCGUGGGCGCGUUUGAAGACGCUGUACGGCGGGUCGCAGAAGGCUGGACGCAUCUACUUGAAGCGCCAGCUGUUCAGCAUGGAGAUGGCGGAAGGCGGCAAUGUGAUGCAUCAUUGCAACGAAGUCCUCAACAUCAGCGCGAAGCUCAGCAGCAUCGGCGCCAAGAUGGAGGACGAGGACGUGGCGAUCUGCUUGUUGCGCAGCCUCCCCAAGAGCUACGAGAACGUCGUUCUCAACUUGGAGAUGAGCAGCGCGGAACUGCGAUCGCGAGACGUCGUGAGAGUGCUCACGAAUGAGCACAUCAAGAGACAAGGUGACAAGACGACAUCGGUGAAGACUGAAGACGCGGCGAAGGCGUUCAGUGCCGAGCGUGAACCUCGCCAGUGUACAUACUGCGGAAAAUUGGGGCACACGGCGGAGCGGUGCUGGACCAAGCAGAAGGACGAAAAUCAAGGUGGAGCUCGACGCGGCGGCAACAAUGCUCGUGGACGCGGAGCCAACAACGUUCAGUGGCGAACCAACAGCAACUACGAUGACAACUACGAUCGAGUUGCGUUCGCGGUUUCGCUGGAGGCUGGACUUUCGACGGGCAAGAAUAUGCCAGGGAUGUGGGCAGUCGACAGCGGUGCGACGCAUCACAUCUGCAACGACAAGGCCAAGUUUGCAAGCCUGAAUGAGCGAGAGGAAGGCGAACUAUCAGUGGCUGAUGGCAGCAAGGCUGCGAUCAAGGGUGUGGGAACCAUCAUGGAACGGGUGGUUCUGCCCAAUGGUGACGAACGCGACAUCGAGAUCAAGGACGCACUGUUCGUACCAAGUAUGAGCAAGAAUCUGCUUUCGGUGCCACAGAUCAACAAGGGUGGCAGGUUCCAAGUCGUGUUCGAUGGAUCCAAGAUGCAAGUGAAGCGCAAGAAUUCCACACAAGUCGUGGCAACAGCGGAUCUCGUCGAUGGACUUUACUGGCUGCGGACUCCUCAACGAUCGGCAAAUGCAGCAACACGCAAUGGGACCAUCGACUUGCAUGCGCGCAUGGGUCAUGCACCCCUCGAAGUUCUGCGCAAGAUGGUGGCCACUGGCAUGAUCAAGGACGCCAAGGUACCUCUCAACUCGACUGGUCCAAGUGUGUGUCGCGGUUGCCAGCAAGGAAAGAUGGCCCAAAAACCAUUCCCAACCAACCGUGACAAACGCCAAUAUGGUGUGUUCGAGUUGCUGCACUUCGACAUCUGCGGGCCAAUGGAACAAGUCUCGAUCGGCGGCAGCAGAUACUUACUGCUUGUGGUUGACGAAGCCAGCGGUUACAUGAAGGGCUUCUGUCUGCGGUCCAAGUCUGAGAGUGAAGACUGUAUCAAGAACCACAUCAUCAAGAUUCAAACUCAGUUCGGCACUGUUGAAAAGACAGCGGCUGUGAAGAAGACACCUCGUCAAGCUGCGUCAAGUGUUGAAGCAAGUGGAAGACCAAGCUUCGCUAUACCGGUGGGUACCGGUAUGUACCAGUAA
This is a messenger RNA of Peronospora matthiolae, 1761 nucleotides long. Lineage: Eukaryota; Oomycota; Peronosporomycetes; Peronosporales; Peronosporaceae. The record is from the annotation of a GenBank genome assembly.